CAUGCUUCUUUUCCUCUUGAUCACCAUAACAACUUUGUCCAAUGCCACGCCGCCCGCCGGGAAGCCGCCUAGCAACGAGACGAUAUACCGAAUGUCGCAAGGCUAGCUGUGCUGGAACUGCGUGGGAGACGCCAUACAAUUCUUGUACGGGCACAACUUAGUGCGGGCAAGGAAAAUGCAGCUGCCCUUACGCUGGGCCGGGCAGCGGCGGCGCGACUGCGUGGUGGAGCACUCGUUCCCGGACGGCGGGUUCACGCUGGACGAGAACAUAUACUUGGGCAGCGGCCAGGCGUGGACGGCCAUGGACGCCGUGGGUGCGUGGGCCGAUGAGGAGAAGUACUACGAUUACGACACUAACAGCUGCGCCGCCGGCGAGAUGUGCGGCCAUUACACGCAGGUUGUGUGGAGCAGUACAAAGAAGAUCGGUGCGCUCUGUUGGAUAUUUGACACACAAAAUAUAACAGCACUCAACAAGGAUGAAAUAUGGAGGAUAAAUAUUAAUAGGCUUCUCACAAAAAAUAUUACAAAAUACACACAAACAAUGCUUCAACACUGCAAAACACUCUUCACUCUUUCUAACUUGAGCUACGGCUCUUUCCCUCUAACUCAGAAUUUUGGCAUAAGCAACGCAGCAAAAAACUCUCAGGUGUGCAACACUGGGAUUGAACGAGCUUCAUGCUUCUUCGAGCGUCAUGUUGUGAACACUUUUGGUGGGACACCGGUUCAGGAGAUAUACUGCUGUUGCGACAGCUUCAGCCCAGAAUUCCCGGGGUUUGAGAAUAACCGCCUCUGUAUUGCCCUCUUCCUCGUCCUCCUUGUCCAUAAGAGAUUCGACCUCUGCCUCGAUAGGUGGAAUAUUGACGUCCUCCCUCAUGUUGAUAAUUCUGGCCACGUCCUUCUUGAUUUUGAUAAUUCUGGCCACGUCCUCCUUCAUAAUGGUAAUGUUGGUUGCGUCCUCCUCGGCCACGAUAGCCUCGAUCUCGGCCUCGACCUCGGUUUUGUUUGCGACGCCGGAGAUGUGUUCAUCACUUGUAAUUACUCCCCACCUGGGAAUUAUGUCGGCGAGAGACCUUAUUGA
Messenger RNA from Salvia splendens (bonfire salvia), 1078 nucleotides. RefSeq lists its product as uncharacterized. Lineage: Eukaryota; Viridiplantae; Streptophyta; Magnoliopsida; Lamiales; Lamiaceae. The record is from RefSeq and is a predicted model, not a curated record. The coding region runs from base 176 to 1078 and encodes 300 amino acids. Gene Ontology annotation, cellular component: extracellular region. The transcript has 4 exons.